Messenger RNA from Hydractinia symbiolongicarpus, 1807 nucleotides. RefSeq lists its product as uncharacterized. Gene Ontology annotation, molecular function: transmembrane transporter activity. The transcript has 15 exons. NCBI's taxonomy places the organism in Eukaryota, Metazoa, Cnidaria, Hydrozoa, Anthoathecata, Hydractiniidae. The record is from RefSeq and is a predicted model, not a curated record. Gene Ontology annotation, biological process: transmembrane transport. The coding region runs from base 63 to 1610 and encodes 515 amino acids.
AAAAUUCGUAUUUUGAAUUCUUAGUUUUAUAAACAGUUGCUUUUAAAAAGUUGAAUAUAAAGAUGAGCUUAAAAAAUCGUCUUGCAAGGUUGAUGCAUCGUGAGGGAGUAACCCCAUUACCCAUAAAGAUUCUCGUUAGUUUAUUUUUUGUAGUAUUAUUCGAUAUGAUGACGGUUACAAUGGUAUUUUCCUACCUGCCAAAUUUGGUGAAGUCUUUCGGAACAUCAGAAGUUGAUACAGGAUUAUACGCUGGUAUCAUCGCCUCUUCUUUAUAUGUCGGAAGAACAUUGUUCAGCUUAAUUUGGGGUUACAUUGCCGAUGCGAAAGGCAAUAAGUUGGUAUUGAUCUGCUCAACUGUGUUGGUCAUGUUUUCAACACUGGCCUUUGGCUUUACCAACAGCUUCUACUGGGCUGUUGCUACGCGGUUUAUCCAGGGAGUAUCUUCAGCUUUGCUGGUGAUUUCAAAAUCAGUCUUGGCAGAUAAUUGUGACGAUACAAAUAUGGGUUCUGCAAUCUCAAUUUUAUUUUCCUCUGGUAGCAUUGGUUACAUCAUUGGUCCAAGUUUAGCAGGUUUCUUGGUGUUUCCAUUAGAGCAAUAUCCAAGUGUUUUUAAGAAAAAUUCCAUUUUCGAAAGAUUCGCCAUACUUAUUCCAAAUUUAAUUUUGACGAUAUGUUUCGCGGCGUCCAUCAUUCUCAUCGUAAUAUUUGUGCCACAAGCACGAAGAAAUAACGACGAGUUGUCACCGUUGUUGCAACCACCAGUUAAAAAAUACCAGCCUGUCAAAAUUACCGACUGUCAAGAGACGGAGAUAAAGAAACAAAAGAAAAGAGAUACUGACGGGAACAGUGGCUUCAGAACGUGGUUGCUGAAAUUUAAAACUUUAAAAUUUGUUAAAGUUUUUAGCAUAAGGGAAUGUGUUCAAGUUAGUUUUCUAUAUGGCAUCUAUUCUUGUGCAGCAAUUGGAGGAGGAGAACUGCUUCCAUUGUUUUUUGCUACAGCUAUGGAAUACAACGGUAUGCAGUUCUCAACAUCAAAGAUUGGAUUAACUUUUCUAAUGAUUUCUGCCACCUUACUCCCCAGCCAGUUCCUAUUGGUACCCAGAGCCGUUGAAUAUUUUGGAUCCAGAAAACUCUUUAUUGGAAGUAAUCUUUUGUCAGCGUUUCUAUGUCCAUGGUUGCCGAUGUUCGUUGAAAUGAUGCCAAGCAGUACCGGUUUAUGGAUGGUUGUGGUGUUUAUUAUUGUUUUACAAAAAGUUUCGGUGGUGUGUGGCUUUGUUGCAAUCAAUGUUCUCAUCAAUAAUACCGUUACAUCUGAAAUGCUCGGUUCUGCAAACGGUUUAGGCAUGUCAUUUUCGUCCAUUGGAAGAUCCAUUGGUCCAGCUUUUAUAGGCAGCAUUUACACUUGGUCUCUUACAAACAUCAAAGACAUCUCAACAAAUACCAAUCCAAUUGGUUUUCCAUUUAAUCAAUAUUUUUCUUUUUAUGUUUUGUCACUUUUUUAUAUAAUAAUUGGCGCCUUUGGAUCAAUUAUUUCGCCAGCAUUGGAAAAAAAAAAGACGAUCCAAAAUUGUUUGAAUGCUGAACCAAGCUGUAGUACAACGAAGAUAUAAACAAAUGUCAAAUAGCAGCUUCCUGAUAUUGUAGAUAGCAAAGAUAAAAAUAUUGCAUCUAAAAUGUUUCGUCUAAAAUCGAAACAGUUGAAAAGUAAAUGUGAUACAUUAUGGCCGUACGAUCAAUAUAUGUAGCAAUAUAUAUUUGUGAGAGUAAAUAGAAUUUAUCACGAAUUAACUGUCCAUUUUUUUAUGCA